This is a messenger RNA of Anopheles nili, 2468 nucleotides long. RefSeq names its product N-acetylneuraminate 9-O-acetyltransferase. The transcript is spliced from 4 exons. The record is from RefSeq and is a predicted model, not a curated record. NCBI's taxonomy places the organism in Eukaryota, Metazoa, Arthropoda, Insecta, Diptera, Culicidae. The coding region runs from base 1 to 2373 and encodes 790 amino acids.
AUGGGUAACAACGGGAAUUUAUCGAAGGCGGAAUUAUUUAUUCAGAAUCUUAAUGCUAAUAAUGCCAAAAAACUUGCAUUCGCUAUGGUGCUUGGAUUUGUUGUGUAUCAUACAUUUCUUCACAUGCGCUAUGGAUCUGACUCAUGUAAAUGGCUACUGAGCGCCGGCCGUUUCAAAGGAGAUAAGGAAUGGCAACCUUACGGGUGUAUGCUGCAUAAGUACACAGAGACCGAUACCCGUAAAUGCCUGCGUUAUCUAGCGUUCUGGGGGAAUCAAAACCACUUCGUUCUCAUAGGAGAUGAGCGUUUGAGAACGCUUUCGCUGGAAUUUAUCGAUUAUCUGAGAUCGAGCGAAACCGAAAAUAUCUCGAAGCAUUCUUCCUCCAAAAACACGGAAAAUGUUCAAUUUACAGAUUACAAGUUAAGAUUGCGUGUGGAAUAUAUCUACGCCAAUGAAGUAUCCAAAAGCUUGAUUGAUGAAUUUAUGAAGUGGGAACAUGAAGAGGAUCCGCCCAGUCUGAUCAUUGCCAGCUGCACCUAUCCCACCUUCCAGAGGGGCAACGUGACUGAGGAAACGCAGAAAGCGUUUGAAAAAAAUCUAACGCGCUUAGUUAACCCGAUCGACCGACUGUUUGCUAAGAAAACGAAAAUUAUCUGGAAGCUGCAGGAUCCCGUCGAUCAGGAAAGCUCUACCGAUGAGUGGAAAAACGUGCACAAUGAGGAUGUCGACCGGGUAAAUCAAGCGGCGAGCAAUAUUUUGCGCUAUUCGGAAGCAAAGAUAUGGUCCUCAUCGAACAUGAUCGCGUCUGGAUUGGUGGACGAAUUCGCCGACGGACAAAAACUGAGCUCGCUCGCUUUGAAGCACGACGUACAAAUAUUACUCAAUAUGUACUGCAACGAUUACAUGAACUACAACGACGGAACGUGUUGCAGCAGCGCUGAACCAUACACGAUCAUUCAAGUGACGACAUAUGCGUUUUUAGCGGUUUGUGCAAGCAUCGCUAUUGCCAUGUACCUACGAAAGUGGUUUGUAAAACUGCGUGGCAUCCACGCUUACAUGCCACUGAAUCAAACCACCGAAACACAGUCCCCGAUUUUGGCUCUAGCAUCGCUUGCUGUUAUCAUGACGUACUUUUAUCUCUGCGAUCGUACGAAUUUCUUCAUGAAGGAGAACAAAUAUUAUUCCGAGUUUAGUUUUUGGAUUCCGGUCGGGUACGUGUUCGCCCUCGGGUUGUUCUUCACCGAGGAUAGCAAGCUAACGCAGGUGUUGCACCGUGAUCAAACGGACGAACUGAAGGGCUGGAUGCAGAUCGUCAUCCUGAUCUACUAUAUGACCGGUGCGUCGCACAUCCUGCCCAUCUACAUGCACAUCAAGGUGCUCAUUAGCGGCUUUUUGUUUCUCUCCGGGUAUGCGCACUUUACUUACUGGUGGCAGACGGGCAACGCAGGUUUGGUUCGCUUUUUAAAUGUCAUGUUCCGGGUGAACUUUCUCACCGUUAUCCUGUGCUUGUGCAUGAACCGUCCAUACCAGUUUUACUUUUUCGUGCCGUUGCUCUCCUUUUGGUACAGCAUCAUGUACUUAAUGCUUUCGUUGCCACCGCGCAUCACUGCCCAAAGCACGGAAGCCAAUCCGUACCAGUAUCUGUAUGUGGUGGUAAAAUUCGUCACGAUGUUAGCAACCGUCACGGUGCUGUACAUGAGUGAGGUGUUUUUCGAACGCAUCUUCGUCACCCGCCCCUGGAAGGCACUGUUUGUGACAACGGAUGACGAUAUCCAUGAAUGGUGGUAUCGAUGGAAGCUGGACCGGUAUACCAUCACGUACGGUAUGAUAUUUGCUGCCAUCUUUCAAAUUUCGCAACGCUUUGCCGUGGUGGACGACAACAACCAUGGCAAUUUGUUCUCGAAACGAAUUUCACUCACCUCGACGCUAGCUGCCAUCACCGGCAUUGGAUGCUACAUGACCUGGACGUUCUUCUGCCGCAAUCGGCAGGACUGCGAAGAGGUGCACUCGUACGUGGUGUUCAUCCCGAUCGUGGGUUACAUCCUGCUUCGUAACAUCUCUGGAAUUUUGCGCACCCGUUACUCUACGUUUUUUGCAUGGUUCGGAAAGAUCUCGCUGGAGUUGUUCCUUUGCCAGUAUCAUAUUUGGUUGGCAGCCGAUCGGAACGGUGUGCUGGUGUUGCUGCCCGGUUUCCCCACGCUAAACGUUCUGAUAACGUCGUUCAUUUUCGUUUGCGUAUCUCAUGAAAUCCAUCGUGUCACUACGGUGCUGCUGCCGUAUGCGGUUCCGAAUGACUGGAAGCUCGCUCUUAGGAAUAUUGUGUUCUUCGUGAUACUGCUCAUUCCCCUUGGUCGGUAUGAUGGAAUGUUUUAAGUAUUGUGAAGGUGAUAUGUUUAGCAAACACCACCCGACCUCAGCGCACACCAAACAAAUUGGCGAUUGGCGAAGUAGAAUGCUAAUUAUGAAAA